CAACUCUUUAUAGAAGUAACAAGAAAUAUCGAAUGGAUAACAAAAUAUGAAGAUAUACGCAAAUAGCUAGCAAAAAAUUCACAGUUGAACGUGAGCCGAAUUAGUAGGGUUAGCUAAAUUAGCUGGCUAGUUAGAUAGUUAGCUAGCUAGACUAGCGACAGUAAAUCUAGCUAUGUUAAGAUUUAGCAUAGCCUUUAUUCCUUUAUACCUAUUUUAUCUUUUAGUCAGAAAUGUUUACAGAACUUUAACGCCGUAUCUACGAAUACUGUGUUAUUUUGUAUGCGUUUAAGUUGCUAGCUAGCAAAUGUGAAAGCCGAACUAACAAGCGUUUCAAAGGUUUAGACAACUUUCACCCACACGGCCCCGCCCAGUUAUGUGUUUGUGUAACAGUAAGAAACAUCUGGUUUGUGUGUGUGUGUUUGUGUAAAUGUUUGUGUAAAUGUGUGUGUAUUGGCUUUAUCUAGUCAUGACUGAGGUCCACUAACACAUAACUUCAUAACAUUAUUAUUAAUCUUAUUAUUAUUAUUAUUAUUAUUGUUGUUGUUGUUGUUGUUUCAUUUAGUAGUUGUCGCUCCAAUUAGGGUUGCCAUGAUGCCAGAAUUUUGGCAAAAGUAGUUAAUUUAUUCCUCCUGAUCACUGGCAUAUCACAUUACAAAUUAGGUUUACACUUAGAAUAGAAAACAAUAGAAUAGAGUUUUAUCAAAAUAGAAAAUAAUAGAUUAUAAAUGGUUUCUUAGAGAAAAAGUGUCAUCUUUUGUCAUGGCACUAUAAACUAAAGUUUUAUGCAUUUACAAAAUACUAUACUUUCUAUCAAGAAUGCAGACAAAAUGAAGCCAUGACUGUGAGUGGUCAUAAAAGUCAGAGGGUGGGACAAACAGUGGUGAUCAGGGAUUGGUCAUUGGGAACAAUGAUAAUCAGGGAUUGGUCAGUGAGAAACAGUGGUUAUCAGGGAUUAGUCAUGGAUAACAAUAGUAAUCAGGGAUUGGUCAUUCAGAAACAGUGGUGAUCAGGGAUUGGUCAUUGGGAAAAACUGGUAAUCAGGGAUUGGUCAUUGGGAAAAACUGGUAAUCAGGGAUUGGUCGCAAGCUCAACAGAGUCAGGUAUUACAUACUGAUGGUGAGUCAAGUGAACCUGCUCAGAUAUCUGCCGCUGUGAGUUUAAGUCACUGAUGUGCACUUGAAAAGUCGCUAGAUUUGUCGCUAGACUCUUUUUUGAUUACAAUAGCUAAAGGGGUCUGAAAAGUCACCAGAUCUAGCAGCAAAAAUUUGGCACCAGGGGUGUUAGAGUUUGAUAAAUUUUCAUGAUCUGACAACUCAGCCUAAAAAUAUCAUGGUGUUAAUCAACCGUUUUAAAAUGUGUAAGUCGGGAUGAAACAAUUUAUUAUUAAGUCUUUGUACAAAAGUCUUUUUGCACAUCCUUGUAAAUAUGACAAAAACAAAAGGAAACGAAAACAUCAAAUCCUCCAGUUGUUGUUCUUUCUUAGAAAAAUAUUUCUGAGAAUGAAUUUUCCAGGAAAUAUUUAUCAAGUUGUCAUUAUGAACUGAAUGAGAGGGUUGCAGGAAAAAAAAAGGAGCACUGAACCAAAGAAAAAGAGAUCGUUGUUUUGAUCAGCAAUUCCUUGUUCUUCUGUGUGUCUCAUAGGCAUCAUGAAUGGUAAAGUUACAAAUGUUAGAUAUGGCAACAGUGGUAGGAAUGUGAUGUGUUUAAAAGUAGCAGGUUGUACAGCCACAUUCACUGCUCAGAGAAAUGGAGGUAGUGCUGCAGUAUGAUUUAGGGACCAGAGUGAGAGGGUUACAAAAUCCAACCUACACUUAUCGGCAGCCGACAAAAGGAACUAGAGCCUCUGGAGUGAGGAACUUGACUGGAUGGCAUGUGGUGACAUGCAUAAAUCCAAUCCUGAUGAGUAUCCAUUCUCCAGAUGUAUGGCUGAUAUGGAGAAGGAGAGGGAGUCGUACCUAAGCCCUACAGAAAACCCAUCCACGCUUAGUGUUUCAUCCAGCGUCCAAGCAGAGCAGCAAGGCUACGAUGUUGACUUUGACCCCCCACUGGAGAGCAAGUAUGAGUGUCCCAUCUGCCUGAUGGGUCUAAGGUCAGCCGUGCAGACACCAUGUGGUCAUCGCUUCUGCAACGGCUGUAUUAAAAAAUCAAUCAGGGACACGGGGCAGAAAUGUCCAGUUGACAAUGAAGUGCUGACAGAGGACCAGCUUUUUCCAGAUAACUUUGCCAAGAGGGAAAUCCUGUCUCUCACUGUGCGCUGCCGCAAUGCUGGCUGUAAUGAGAAAAUGGAGCUCAGACACUUGGAGAAUCACUUGAAGCUCUGUGAAUUUGCUACAGUACCUUGCCCCCAGUGUCAGAAGCCUAUAUGGAAGAAUAGUGUAGAGGAACAUAUGAGCAAGGACUGUUUACAGCGCCUGAUCACAUGCCCUGACUGUGCAGAGAGUAUCAUCUAUGCUGACAAACAGUUUCAUGAGCAGAUGUGUCCCUUUGUGAAUACAGUGUGUGAGUACUGUCACAUGGAUUUCAUUCGGGGUCAGUUGUCAUCACACUGUGCCACAGACUGCUUGAAAGCUCCUGUUGCCUGUACUUUCAGCAUGUUUGGUUGUCAAGAAAAGAUGCCGAGGAACGACCUGGCCCUUCACAUGCAGGAGUUUACACAGAUGCACAUGCGCUACAUGGCCGAGUUCCUGAGGAACCAGACUAUGAACGGCAUUCCCCCCACUCCAAAAUGUGGCCCUUCGUGUUCACCUCCAUCCGAGCAUGGCGCCUCUUCCAGGGUGGGAGAGCCAUGCCAGUGCAACCAGGACAUGCAGCAGCUACGCGAGACUGUUGUGGAACUUGAGGGCCGCCUUGUGCGCCAGGACCAUCAAAUACGGGAGCUGAGCAUUCGCAAUGAUACACAGCAUACGCAGAUAACGGAGCUACGCAAGAAGCUGGCGUUGCUGGAAGAGAAAAUGCAUGAGCUGGAAGCUCAGCAGUACCAGGGUGUCUAUGUGUGGCGUAUAGAGGGAUUCUCAGCUCAUCUGCACCAACAAGAAGCCGGACAACCAGUUGUGCUCCAUAGCCCACCAUUCUACACGGGAAGACCGGGCUAUAAACUGUGCCUGCGACUGCACCUGCAGACACCAAGCGCGCCACGUUGCUCUAAUUACAUCUCGUUAUUUGUGCAUACAAUGCAGGGUGAGUAUGACAGCCAGCUCCCAUGGCCCCUGCAGGGCACCAUCCGGCUGGCUGUGCUGGACCAGGCUGAAGGCCAACACCACAUUGAGAUAAUGGAGACCAAACCAGACCUGCAGGCCUUCCAAAGGCCCACAGUGCAGCGUAAUCCCAAAGGCUUUGGCUAUGUCACCUUCAUGCAGCUGCAGGCGCUGCGCCAGCGAGGAUUUGUCAAGGACGACGUGCUGCUGGUGCGCUGUGAGGUCAUGCCUCGCUGCGACACCAGCCUCAGGAGAGAGGGCGUGCAACCUCGAGGACCCGAACCAUCUCUCUGAGCAUGUCUUAAUCACGUUGCUGUUGCCCUACAUGUUCUCAGAGACACACCUUGCUAGUACAAAGCUUCCUUUUGUUUUAAAAGAUGAUUUUUACAUUACAUUUGUGUAUGAUUUUGAAGCAGUGAGCUAAAAGAACUAUGUAAAGUACCACAAACAACACAGUGCAUUGCUUUAGAAAUUGAGAACUGCUCCCAAUUAAUGAUUAAACAAGGGCAUCAUAGAUUCGACCACUGAGAGAAACCAGAAGUAUUAAGAGCAGCUCUAGGUGGUGCGCUGUGAAACCGAAUACCUGCUUCCUGUUUUUUUUUUUUUUUUAAAGUAUAAUUUUCUUAAUAAUCGAAUAGCAUUUUGUGAAUUAAUGACAUCCUCCUACAGGAUAUGGUGGUGUGUAGCAAAACUAAUACUUCUAAAAAACUAAUACUUCUACCCUGAUUGCACUGGAGAAAAUAAAACAGUUUCAACAGCCCCCUCUAUAAUUCGUAAUGAAUGUGCUGCCAUAAGUUCACUAUCACACAUACCACUAAUAGAAAGAAAUGACAAAAAUUACAGCUAAUUUCACUUGACAAAUAACAGAGUAACGUUUUCUUAGACGAGCAUUAUCCAGAAGGUAGUGUGUGAAGUCACAGCUCUAAAAAUAGAGUCUUUGGCUGAGCAGCAGACCAACAGAGCUAUUAAUCAUUAAGGAACGCACAGAAUAAACCAUGUCAAGUAUAUCUGUUUGUACUUAUUUGUAUUUUAUGGUAUUUGUAAUUAAUAUGGUUUUAUGUCACAUGUUGAACAUGAGAUUAUAUCUAGCUUCAAGAACCAACCUACUGUAUAUGUACCAACAUAUAUAUAAAAAUGCUGACAACAAUGACCUAAGACAUGGCCUAAAAUUCAUCUUAAUGACUUUCCCGAUUAUAAUAUUCUUUUGAUUGAUUUUUGAUACUUUUAAUUUUUGUGUGGCUAGUAUACCAUACAUUUUUAAUAUAUGAAAAAUAAAUUUGCAAGAUCCAUCUCA
Messenger RNA from Pangasianodon hypophthalmus (striped catfish), 4488 nucleotides. RefSeq names its product TNF receptor-associated factor 6 (gene traf6). Gene Ontology annotation, biological process: regulation of canonical NF-kappaB signal transduction; protein K63-linked ubiquitination; tumor necrosis factor-mediated signaling pathway. Gene Ontology annotation, molecular function: ubiquitin protein ligase activity; zinc ion binding; tumor necrosis factor receptor binding. NCBI's taxonomy places the organism in Eukaryota, Metazoa, Chordata, Actinopteri, Siluriformes, Pangasiidae. Bases 1866 to 3488 code for a protein of 540 amino acids. Gene Ontology annotation, cellular component: plasma membrane signaling receptor complex. The transcript is spliced from 7 exons. The record is from RefSeq and is a predicted model, not a curated record.